Messenger RNA from Lactuca sativa (garden lettuce), 756 nucleotides. The record is from RefSeq and is a predicted model, not a curated record. Lineage: Eukaryota; Viridiplantae; Streptophyta; Magnoliopsida; Asterales; Asteraceae.
AUGGGAGAUAACCAUGGAGGGAAUCCACCACCUGAGAAAACCCUUCACCAAUGGGCAAGGCAAGAGGUUACUCAACAACCUCUUUGCAUGACAUAUCUGGCAGCCACCAACCUAGAACUAAAAUCCGGGCUCAUCUACUUACUCCCAACUUUUAGAGGUUUGGAAAAUGAAGAUCCUUAUAAGUUCCUCACUGAGCUCCAUGUUGUGUGUAUUGAUGAUGAAGAUGUGUUUGUUGAUAACACUCAAGUUGAAGGAACAAGUCAAGCAACAAAGCCGAAGAAAAGGAAAUAUGUCCAAAGGGCGACUUGUUGGGUCGAUUAUGAUGUAAUUCAUAUUAAAAAAGUUAGAUAUAGCAAAUGCAAAAAGUGUGGAACUUUGCUCAAAACCGAAUCCGGCAGAAAUGUUGGAGAAUUACCGUUCAAGUUUGUAGAGAAUGAAUCAUUUAUUGAGUAUACAAAUGCAUUAAACGGAAAAGUAGUUUUGCCAUGUAGAACCACAAUUUCAAAUAGAGUCAUCGAUUUCUAUCUUGAAGAAAAGGCUAAGUUGUUUAAGUUCUUUAGUAAUCCCUUAAGUAAUGUGCAUUUGACCACCGAUUGUUGGACAAGCUCAUGUCAAAGGUCAAGCUAUAUGGUGGUCAUGGCCCACUUUAUUGAUGAAGAUUGGGUCAUGCACAAAAGAAUUAUCAACUUUAAAUCUCAAGAUAGUCAUAAGGGAGAAGACAUUGGGCGCACGUUGUUGACUUGUCUUCAAGAGUAG